UCAUUCUUCUCAACUCACACACCUUCCAAUCUUUCAUUCUUUGCUGUUGAAGUAGUAAUAUCUAUAGCAUACAGAGAUGGAGAGGCAAAGAAGCAAGCAGGUUUGUUUGUUGAUGUGGGUUUUGGUUGCUGCCUUGUUCUCCCACAACAUGGUCAUUGCAGUGACCUCCACUGGCCUUGGUGAGCAGAAAAACUACUAUCCAGCUCCUGACCCUCAUGCUGGAACUCCCCCUUCAGGUUCACAUGGCACACCACCAUCUUCAGGAGGUGGAUCACCUCCCUCUCAUGGAACCCCAUCACAUGGAGGUGGUUACCACCCUUCACCAACACCAUCAACGCCUUCGGGUGGAAAUUGUGGAACUCCCCCACAUGACCCUUCAACUCCAUCAACACCAUCACACACUCCUUCUCAUGGUACUCCACCAUCAUCUGGAGGUGGUAGUCCCCCAUCGUAUGGAGGAGGCAGUCCCCCAUCGUAUGGAGGAGGCAGUCCCCCAUCAUACGGAGGUGGCAGUCCCCCAUCAUAUGGAGGUGGCAGUCCCCCAUCAUAUGGAGGUGGCAGUCCACCAACUACUCCUAUUGAUCCAGGAACUCCAAGCAUUCCCUCACCUCCAUUCUUUCCUGCUCCAACUCCACCAAUUGGUGGUACAUGCGAUUUCUGGAGGAGUCACCCCACACUGAUAUGGGGUCUGCUUGGUUGGUGGGGCAGUGUAGGCAACGCAUUUGGCGUGACCAACGCUCCUGGACUUGGAACAAGCAUGAGCUUGCCCCAAGCACUUUCAAACACACGUACUGAUGGACUUGGGGCGCUUUACCGGGAAGGAACAGCCUCAUUUCUCAACUCCAUGGUGAAUAAUAGGUUCCCAUUCUCGACUAAGCAAGUCAGGGAGACUUUUGUUGCAGCACUUGGUUCAAACAGCGCUGCAGCAGCUCAGGCUCGUCUCUUCAAGCUUGCCAAUGAAGGCCACCUCAAGCCAAGGACCUAAGCAAACACCUUUUGGUUUGUCAGUUUCUUGAAGCAUUUUAUCCACUAGUGUGUGCUACUUAGAUUUUAUGUUCCUAGUAUUCGACAUCUAUAAUGCUACAGCUUUCAUUUGGAUAGAUACUGUGUCUAGAACUGAAUGUUAAGUUUAUGUUUUCUUAUUUUAAAUAAAAUUUAAGAUAUUUGUUUAAA
Molecule: messenger RNA, 1173 nt
Organism: Gossypium raimondii (Peruvian cotton)
Lineage: Eukaryota; Viridiplantae; Streptophyta; Magnoliopsida; Malvales; Malvaceae
Product: protodermal factor 1
Exons: 3
Coding region: 77-985 (302 amino acids)
Source: RefSeq, a predicted model, not a curated record